Molecule: messenger RNA, 2826 nt
Organism: Chlorocebus sabaeus (green monkey)
Lineage: Eukaryota; Metazoa; Chordata; Mammalia; Primates; Cercopithecidae
Gene: SNAPC1
Product: small nuclear RNA activating complex polypeptide 1
Biological process (GO): snRNA transcription by RNA polymerase II; snRNA transcription by RNA polymerase III
Cellular component (GO): snRNA-activating protein complex
Molecular function (GO): sequence-specific DNA binding
Source: RefSeq, a predicted model, not a curated record
GUAGGGGGCGGGCCGUUCAGGGUUGGUUUCCUGGGCGACCACUGCUGGUUAGUCGGGUAGAGGUGUGCGGGCUUCGGGGGCCAUGGGGACUCCUCCCGGCCUGCAGACUGACUGCGAGGCGCUGCUCAGCCGCUUCCAGGAGACGGACAGCGUACGCUUCGAGGACUUCACGGAGCUCUGGAGAAACAUGAAGUUCGGUACUAUCUUCUGUGGCAGAAUGAGAAAUUUAGAAAAGAACAUGUUUACAAAAGAAGCUUUGGCUUUGGCUUGGCGGUAUUUUUUACCUCCAUACACCUUCCAGAUCAGAGUUGGUGCUUUGUAUCUGCUAUAUGGAUUAUAUAACACCCAACUGUGUCAACCAAAACAAAAGAUCAGAGUUGCCCUGAAGGAUUGGGAUGAAGUUUUAAAAUUUCAGCAAGAUUUAGUAAAUGCACAGCAUUUUGAUGCUGCUUAUAUUUUUAGGAAGCUACGACUAGACAGAGCAUUUCACUUUACAGCAAUGCCCAAAUUGCUGUCAUAUAGGAUGAAGAAAAAAAUUCACCGAGCUGAAGUUACAGAAGAAUUUAAGGACCCAAGUGAUCGUGUGAUGAAGCUUAUCACUUCUGAUGUAUUAGAGGAAAUGCUGAAUGUUCAUGAUCAUUAUCAGAACAUGAAACGUGUAAUUUCAGUUGAUAAGUCCAAGCCAGAUAAAGCCCUCAGUUUGAUAAAGGAUGAUUUUUUUGACAAUAUUAAGAACAUAGUUUUGGAGCAUCAGCAGUGGCACAAAGACAGAAAGAAUCCAUCCUUAAAAUCAAAAAUUAAUGAUGGAGAAGAAAAAAUGGAAGGAAAUUCACAAGAAACAGAGAGAUGUGAAAGGGCAGAAUCAUUAGCGAAAAUAAAAUCAAAGGCCUUUUCAGUUGUCAUUCAGGCAUCCAAAUCAAGAAGGCAUCGUCAAGUCAAACUUGACUCUUCUGACUGUGAUUCUGCAUCUGGUCAAGGGCAAGUCAAAGCAACUAGGAAAAAAGAGAAGAAAGAAAGAUUGAAACCAGCAGGAAGAAAGAUGUCUUUCAGAAACAAAGGUAACGUGCAGAAUAUACAAAAGGAAGAUAAACCUUUAAGUCUGAGUAUGCCUGUAAUUACAGAAGAAGAGAAUGAAAGUUUGAGUGGAACAGAGUUCACUGCAUCCAAGAAGAAGAGAAAACACUGAACAAAGAGCCUGGUGUAGUUUUUAAUUUUGAGUUUUCUGACAGAAGAAAAGAAUGAUAUUUUGUGUAUUGAACAGGAAGACUGCCAGUAUUAAAAAUAAUCCUUCUGGGAAACUGUAGGUUAUUUCUUGGAAAUUGCAAUACAUAGUUCUAGAAUAAAAGUACACAAAAUUAGAAUAAGAAUUCUUUAACAUUUUCUUUAAUGACAUGCAUAAAUGGAGAUAAAACUUGUAUUUAGUAUGUAAUACAAAAAAUUCUGUUAUUUGCAGAUUGUUACUAUUUCCUGUAACGUUUUGUGAUACUAUACUGUCCAAAUACAGUCUGGUAAUACUAUUCUAUAUUAUUUAAAAUAUAUUUUAUUGAAAUAUUAAUGUUUAUUACAUGCAAAUAACUAAUCAUUUUGUAUCUACAGUCUGAUAAUGGAUUUUUUUAUUUUGUAUAUUCUAUUUUGUAUAUUGUUAAAUGCAAUAAAGUUUUUGCCUUGUUUUAUUUUUUAAUACAUAAAAGUUACAUUCUCAUAACGUGAUUAAUAACUUAGGAAGUUCACAAUGUAUUUUCUAAUUCUGCAGUUAAAUAUUAUUUAGUGUUUGUUUUAAAGCUCCCUUUGGUCUACUGUAUGUUUAUGUGUAUGUUUGUGUAUGUGUAAAUAUGUAUAUGUAUGUGUGUCCAUAUUUAUAUAUAUGACUAGUCAAUAAAUUUAUAUGUGUCUAUAUAUAUAUGACUAGUCAAUAAAUUGUGUAAGUACUUGAAUACUAAUACUUAAAUUAGUAUUUAAUACUAACUUAAGUACUUAAAUACUAAUGUAUUAAGUAUUUAAGUACUUUCUAAUAAAAUGUUUAAGAAGAAUAAUGUAAAUUUCAGAAUGUGUCUCUGGUACAGAAUCGUUGAUAGUCAGAAAAAAAAACUAUAGCUUCAUGAAUAUGACUAUCUGUUAAUUUCUCGUUCCAGAUAUUUUAAUAGAGAUUGCUUGAGCCAUGUUGUUUGAAUUGCUGCCAAUAGCAGACCACCUCCCUAUCAUGUUGUUGGCUCAGCCGUUUUUUUUUCUUCCCCCUAAAAGAGACGGGGUAUUGCUGUGCUGCUCAGGCUGGUCUUGAACUCCUGGGCUCAAGCAAUCCUCCUGCCUCAGCCUCCCAAAGUACUAGGAUUAUAGGUGUGACCUACUGUACCCAGUCCUAACCUGUUUCACAGUUGAUUAUACUUCAUGCUGUUUUCCUGCAUGAAGUAUAAUUAAGGGAUUUGUUAAGGUAACCCUUAAUUAAGGUAUUAUUAGGGGAUUUAGAGUUUGGGUUGCACACCUGUAAUCCCAGCACUUUGGGAGGCUGAGGCGGGCAGAUCACGACGUCAGUGAAACCCCGUCUCUAAUAAAAAUACAAAAAUUAGCCGGGCAUGGUGGUGGGUGGCUGUAGUCCCAACUACUUGGGAGGCUGAGGCAGGAGAAUGGUGUGAAUCCAGGAGGUGGAGCUUGCAGUGAGCCAAGAUCACGCCACUGCACUCGAGCCUGGGCGACAGAGCAAGACUCCGUCUCAAAAAAAAAAAAAAAAAAAGGUUUGGGUUGAAGAUCAAAUUCGUGAUAUCUCUAUAUCUAACUUUAAAAAUCAGAAUACUAAUGCUAACCCAAAUAAAAUGUUCAUUUAUUAGCAUU